UGUUGUGUCAUAUUUGACAUUUACAUUAACAUGAAAAAAUAUAAAAAUGAUGCACAAAUAAUCAAGUAAGCCCAAGUUGCUUAAGUCCAAUAAAUGUUUAUCUUACAUUUACUUCAUAAAAAUCAUUAAAGAUUUAUGAGUAAAAAAAGACUUUACUUGGAAAAACGUAUAAACUAUCAGUCCAGAGGACAGAAGGCAUGAAGUAGAUUCUGUACAACAGAUUUUUCAGCAAAGUUUUGGUCAUAUUUAUAAAUUAUAGGCCCUAGAAAUUUGCAUAUUAAAUAUGAUACAGUAGGCUAAUAUAUUCGUAAAUAGGCAUUAUAUUUAUUUUUCAACAGAAUUUUACAAAGAAUGUUUGCUAAGUUAUGAGAGAAUAAAUGUUUUUAAAAAUUUGGCUAUAAUGUUGUAAUACGCAUUGCCAAACAAGCAUUCUUUUUUUCAAUGAAUUUAUACCCCCAAACUUGCAAAGUAUCCUGGGGGAUACAAACAUUUACAGACAGAUUAUGAAAAUGGUAAAAAUUAUAUUCAUAAAUUUUCAACAUUAACCAUAAUAAGCUAACACUCAACAACUUUUUAAUGCAAGUCCCCUCCAGAUAUUGUAAAUAUGUGAAAUAUAUCAACUUUUAUCUGAAGGUGAGUAGAUUUCCCACUACAGGUAGUCAUGAUGUUUUAAAUGCUGACCAUGACAUAAAAAAAAAUGUAUGAACAAAGUCAUCAGAUCUAAAUAUUCACAACAAACACCCUUUCAAAAUGAAACCAAGAAAUGAGACCUAAACUUUCCCUGACUCUUCCCACAUCCUUGCAAAUGUUUGUAUCCCCCACCAAUUAAAGGGUUAAAAAAGGGUUCAAACAUUCACUGAUGAUCCAGAAGGAAAGACAAUUAAGAUAAAGAGGGGUUAAAACUUUUUGAAUUGUAUGAUCAGGAUCAGGAUGUAUUAAAAAUAUGACCUUUAAACAAAAUAAGAAAAACAUACACAUCAUCAUCCUGUUCAAAUGUUUACAUCCUUCCUUUCAUUCUUUCCAUCUUAAGAUCAGUGAAUGUUUGAACCUUUUAUCAUUGCUGUAAUUGGUUCAAAUAUGCAGAAGAUACUGGAAACCAAAGAAAUGGCAGGACCUGGAGGAUUUUUCUGAAAAACGUUAAGAAUCAAGGAUACACCAACCCAUUCAUUUAUGAAACUGAUCCGGAGAGACUUUAUUUUAACUGCAGGAUGACUGAGAGUGAUGAUGAGCAGCAAAUAUUAAGGAUUCUUUCAUGGAAUGUUAACGGUUUCAACCGCAAAAGGAAUGAGGUUCUUCGUCAGUUAAGUCUUCUAGAGGCUGAUGUUGUCUUUCUCCAAGAAACUCAUGUGGGACCAGAUAGAAUCUACUCGACUGGGAGUAUCAAAGUCCAAGAUUUGGGAUGUGAUUACAACAUGGCGGCAUUCACUGUAUUUAAAGGAAGUUCACGAGGAGUGGCCAUACUGUUCAAAAAGAGCCUCGAAUGUGGUGGUUUCAGUGUUGAUGGCGAUGGAAAGGGGAGAUUCAUAAUAAUUUCAUGUCAAAUUUGGGGGCGCGACUUUGUAUUUAUCAAUGUGUAUAACUCAAAUGAUGAAAAAAUUAGGUUUACGGAGUUUACACAAAUUUCGACCCACAUCCCGCCAUCGGCGUUUCUGGUGAUCGGUGGGGAUUUUAACACAGUCAUGGACGCCGACCUUGACAAAACGUCAAAUUUACGAAAUCGAAGUCACCGAAAGUCUUUCGACGCUCUCCACAAUUUUUUGGAAACCUUAAGUUUAGUGGAUGUCUGGCGGUGUCUUUACCCGGAGGUAAAAAGCUUUACGUAUUUUGAUGUGAAAGGUCAGUCGAGACUAGACUACUUCUUUUUGCAAAGUCACAACUUAACAAGCGUAACUGCUUGUAACAUUCACAACAGACCAAUGUACUCGGAUAAAGAAGAGUACAUUUCUGAUCACGCCCCAUUGUCCAUUCAAAUCCAGACACAUGGACCAAAAUGGCAGUUUGAUUCUGGUCUUCUUGAAGAUAAAGCAUGUAUGGAACAACUUUCAAGCACAAUAAAGAAAAUUUCACAAAUAAAUUCCAGAAAGAAAGAAUACCUGUGGCCAGGAGUGAAGGUCAGGCUUAUAUGUGAGGCAAUAGUUUUGCAAAGACGCCUAAAACUGUCAAGAUGCUCAGAGAUGAUUGAACUUCCUCAAGAGGUCGAACUCAUGGACCAAGGAGGGUGUCCAGGUUCAGAAUCAUCCAUUGAGGUUCAUCAAACACCAAAUACUUCAUCCCAGAGUCUUCUGAACUUCUUGAAUCAUUUAUACCAAAUUGAGAGAUUUGAUGACAUAAAAUCCAUCCUGAUUACCGUUCUAACUGAACCAGUUUCGAGAAAAGAGAUUCUGUUUGCUAUACUGUCCCUGCCUCAGUCUGAAAGUCUAACAGCAGAUGGACUCACGGUACUUUUCUAUAAGCAUUAUGCGUGUAAAAUUAUUGACCUCUUACAAGCAUUUUUCAAUCAAAUCUUCGACCUCAAACCAAUGAAACGCACAGUUUUUGAAUCACUCAACCGAGACAAAUACGAUCACACCUACAGCUUUGAUAUUCAAUAUCACUGCAGUCCGAUGACAACAGUUAAUGUGGAUUAUAAAAUUCUGGCUUUGGUUCUGGCAGCGAGGCUGAAUGGUGUUAUUAAACAUUAUUUAAACCCAGGUCAAAGCAAACAACACAGUUCUGUUCAACAUUGCAUCAGUGAUCAAUUCCCAGUGAUUAUUUCAUUAAAACUAGAUCCAGGUACACUGAAGUGGCCGUAUCUGUUCAAUAGCUUAAAGUCCGUGAAUCUACCUGAGAGAUUUAGAUCCGUGUUGAAGCUGUUGUUGAUGACAGAUCACAGAUCUCACAAGGUCUGAGGGUGGGAUGUCCACUGACUCCUUUACUAAUAAGCAUCUGCCUUCUUCCUCUGAUCAACUCCAUUAACGGUGAGAACAGGUUUUUGGGACCUGAAGUCCAAGGAGAAACACUGAAGUCAAUCAUUAACGAAGACACAGCCCUUGUGUUUCUUUCUAAUUCUAAUGAAAGCUUUGGAUAGUUUUGAAAAGAUGCUCAAUGAUUUUAUUGAGGCAUCAGGAUUUAUCAUAGAUGAACAAUGCUCUGAGGUAUUCAUAGCAGGUCCUUCACGCCUCAGUUUAAGCAAAGACAAACUUAAGUUUUUUAAGAGAAUGGAUGAUAGAAUUCUGUAGUGUUGUACAAGAGGAAAUGGUUGUCGAAUCAUCAGAAUAAUUGAGUAAAAGGUUGUUCAAAAUGAUUCAAUACGGGUUACGCGCAACAAACUUCCAUUUUCUGUAAAACAGUUUGCAUCAUAUGAAGACUGAUGUCUAAAAAUGUAUUUUUCUUCUCACUAAUAUUAGCAUUUUUAAAUUGAGUAUAACAGCAACAAUAAAAAGAACUAUCUUAGCUCAUUACCUUCAAAAAGUCCAUAGAUAACACUUGAAGAGUUCAUUUGCAAAAACAGAUAACUCCGUUUGUAUUAAUUCUCACAAAACAUGUUUUUUUUUUAUUGUGCAUUCCAAGUAAUAUCAAUCAAACUGCAGUUGGGUUGUUUUGAUUAAGUAAUAAUAACUCCAAAACAACCCAACUGCAGUUUGAGUGUUAUUGCAGAUAACUCCACAUUUCAGUUAACAAAGCCAAGUAGCUAAUUGCUUUGAAAUUGCACUUAAAACACACUCAAACGCGAGCGAACACACACACACACAAAAGGACAACCAACGGUUCAACAUAUAAGACGUGUAUGGUGUACAUGGAUUUGCAGGUGUCGAAAUGAUAAAUCCUAGUUUUGGCGAAACUUCCCUCAGCUAGUGUGUCUUUUUUGAAGUGACUAAAAGCCUUGUCACUGACCUGAAUGCUGCGCGCUGAUUCGCUAAAACGGACUGAUCGGUUUCUGUACACAAACGAGGGCGCUUGUCGAUUUUUUUGCUGUAAAACGUGAACUCGCGAUGCCUUGACAGUGGACAAUAUCGGCUUUUCUGACAAAACAGAUUUAGGGUUCAGUACGUGCUUUAUGUGGAGAAUAACGCAUAGCAGUUAUUUUAUUUUUUUUUUUUAAAGUGCAAGAUGUAAGAAUUUUGCAGUAAAAUAUCCUAAAAACCACUAGGCCAGUGUUAUAUAUUUUGUUCACUUGAGUACAAUAUCCCAAAUGUU
Molecule: messenger RNA, 4176 nt
Organism: Megalobrama amblycephala (Wuchang bream)
Lineage: Eukaryota; Metazoa; Chordata; Actinopteri; Cypriniformes; Xenocyprididae
Exons: 3
Coding region: 1209-2888 (559 amino acids)
Biological process (GO): base-excision repair
Cellular component (GO): nucleus
Molecular function (GO): DNA-(apurinic or apyrimidinic site) endonuclease activity; double-stranded DNA 3'-5' DNA exonuclease activity; phosphoric diester hydrolase activity
Source: RefSeq, a predicted model, not a curated record